CGGCUUGAGUUCCGCACAGUUUGAGUUUUCUAUCCGAAGAGUGCGCUUAGGUCCGCUGCUGCGACGGUGUUUAAACAGCUACCUGGGCAGUUUUACACCCCUCGCCGCCCCUCCCACACGUAACUCUCUCUCCAGUCAUAGUCGUCGCAGUCGUCGUUGUUGUUGUUACCAAAUUUUUUUUUUUCUACUUCGCGUUGAGAGCGCGAACCGAACCGAUACGAUACCGCCGAGAAGCUAACGAACUAUAUAGCCCGAAGUCAUUAACGAGAUCGGAGACAGAAAGCUCUCCGGAAAGAUCUCAGUUAUAUUUUAGUUCUGGAGCACCGCUUGCCUGUUACUACCCAUUAUUUUUUUCGUGUGCAUUCAUAAAACAGAAACUGAACCGUAAUGGUCUACUAAAAAAGGGGCUUCAAAAAACCGAAUUAAAAAAAAAUAAAAGUUAUAAAAUAAAAAAUAAAUUAAAUUUAAAAAAAAAAAUUGAUAAAGAUACAUAACGGUAUUGAAAAGACAGCAAGAUGUUUGAUGUUUUUGGGUCCGUCAAGGGCCUACUGAAGAUCGAUCAGGUGUGCAUCGAUAACAAUGUAUUCCGGAUGCACUACAAGGCGACCGUGAUCAUCCUGAUCGCCUUCUCCCUGCUGGUCACCUCCCGCCAGUAUAUCGGUGAUCCAAUCGAUUGUAUUGUGGAUGAGAUCCCGCUGGGAGUGAUGGACACCUAUUGUUGGAUCUAUUCAACGUUUACGGUGCCGGAACGUCUAACCGGUGUCACUGGACGAGAUGUGGUCCAGCCCGGUGUUGGAUCGCAUGUUGAGGGCGAGGAUGAGGUGAAGUACCACAAGUACUACCAGUGGGUGUGCUUCGUACUCUUCUUCCAGGCCAUAUUGUUCUAUGUGCCGCGAUAUCUGUGGAAGUCCUGGGAGGGGGGUCGCCUCAAGAUGCUGGUCAUGGAUCUCAACAGUCCCAUUGUGAACGAGGACUGUAAGAACGAUCGCAAGAAGAUCCUGGUGGACUACUUUAUUGGCAAUCUGAAUCGUCACAAUUUCUAUGCAUUCCGGUUCUUCGUCUGUGAGGCAUUGAACUUUGUCAACGUCAUUGGACAGAUCUAUUUUGUGGACUUCUUUUUGGACGGCGAGUUCAGUACGUACGGCAGUGAUGUGCUGAAAUUCACCGAAAUGGAGCCGGAUGAGCGUAUCGAUCCGAUGGCCCGGGUCUUUCCGAAGGUCACCAAAUGUACCUUCCACAAAUACGGUCCCUCCGGCAACGUCCAGCGAUUCGACGGUCUCUGUGUGCUGCCCCUCAACAUUGUCAACGAGAAGAUCUAUGUGUUCCUGUGGUUCUGGUUCAUCAUUCUGAGCAUCCUGUCCGGCAUCUCGCUCAUCUAUCGAAUCUCUGUGGUUGCUGGCCCCAAAUUGCGUCACCUGCUGCUCCGUGCCCGUUCCCGUCUGGCCGAAAGCGAAGAGGUCGAACUGGUGGCCAACAAGUGCAACAUCGGUGACUGGUUCCUGCUCUAUCAGCUAGGCAAGAACAUUGAUCCUCUUAUCUACAAGGAGGUGAUAUCGGAUCUAUCACGCGAAAUGGGCGGCGAUGAGCAGAGCGCCCACAAGCGGCCAUUCGAUGCCUAAUGAGAAGCCUACUAAGCAACAACAACAACUACAACAACAAGAAGAAUAACAUUCAUGGAGUAGGGGCGUGGCCGUGUGCCGUAGUGCCAUUUCACGCAGCCGAUUAAUUAAUUUGGUUAAGACGAUGGAUAUAGAAGAGCUGUUGGGGAUUUUCGAAAACAACUUGAGACGAUGAAGAGGCCUUCCGAGCUAAUGAACACAUAUCAACGAAUAUUCCAUGGUUUAUACGAAAAAUAAAUAACACCGUUUUGUGUUUCAUUGUUUUGUAAUUGAAACAAAAAAAUAUUGCAAAACAUAUGCUACAA
Molecule: messenger RNA, 1924 nt
Organism: Drosophila bipectinata
Lineage: Eukaryota; Metazoa; Arthropoda; Insecta; Diptera; Drosophilidae
Gene: Inx2
Product: innexin 2
Biological process (GO): phototransduction
Cellular component (GO): plasma membrane; gap junction
Molecular function (GO): gap junction channel activity
Source: RefSeq, a predicted model, not a curated record